UGGUAUAUAUUCUAGUACAUUUUUGGCCUAUCUCAGGUUUGUUUGUUUUUGCCGUUGACUAAGCAUGGCAAUACUAGUACAACACCAGUACAAAAUAUAUCUGAGUACUGGUGACUUUCUGCACUCUUCUACCUCUGACAGUAUAUAUGCCACAUUGAUCGGAACGGACGGGACAAGUGAGCGCACAAACUUGGCCAACUGUGUCCUAGAUGUCAUGACUGGAAAGACAGGGACCUACACUGUGACCACCGCCUCAACUCUGGGGCAACUCCUCCUGGUUAAGCUGGAGAAAGAGCAGUACCUGUUCCUGCCAGAAAACAAGUGGUUCUGCUCCAAGGUUGUCGUGACGACACCUGAGCAUGAUGUCAUCUACUUCCCCUGUUACAGAUGGGUGUCCAGAGGGGAGGUUGUGGAGCUGAGAGGAGGAAAAGCCAGGAAGGUUUUUGAGGAUGAGCUCCCUCUACUGGUGCACCAUCGUAAAAAGGAGCUGGAGCAUCACAAGAAACUGUUCCAGUGGAAUGAGUUUGCUGAGGGACUUCCCCACAUUAACAGUGCCAAAGAACUCUCAGCCCUUCCUGCUGAAGUUCUCUUUUCCUUUUCCAAAGAGGUAGAGACAAUCUACACAAGAGAAUCAGGAAUGUUUGAGCUCAAACUGAAGGGCCUUGCAGACUCCACCGAGCAGUGGGAAGACUUGGAUAAGAUGAAAAAAGUAUUCUGGUUCAGAAAGACACCCAUCUCAGAAUAUGUCUCUGAGCACUGGAAGGAGGAUGACUUUUUCGGGUCCCAGUUUCUGAAUGGAACCAACCCCAAUGUGAUCCAGCGCUGCACAACGCUUCCCCCCAACUUCCCUGUCACAGACGAGAUGGUACAGCCCUUCCUGGAGGACGGGAGUUCCCUGGCGACGGAGAUGAAGAAAGGAAACAUAUUUAUUUGCGACUACAAGAGGCUUGAGGGUGUGCCAACCCGGGUGGUAAACGGUGAACCACUGCCUCUCACUGCUGCUCUCUGCCUGUUCUAUAAUAACCCAGAGGACAAUCUGACACCUAUCGCCAUCCAGCUGGAGCAGCAGCCCUCUCAGCAGAACCCCAUAUAUCUGCCUAGCGACUCUGAGCACGACUGGCUGCUAGCCAAGAUGUUUGUGAGGAACGCAGAUUUCAUUGAACACCAGAAUAGCUAUAAUCUGCUGGGCACUCAUUUACUGGCUGAGGCCUUUGCUAUGGCAACCCACCGGAGCCUUCCUAUCAUGCACCCUCUCCACAAGUUGCUGAUUCCCCACUUCCGUUAUACCUUGCCGGUAAACACCAUUAGCCGUGAAAUACUUUUUGGACCUGAAGAAGGCUUAACUAAGGUAUUUAAAUACAGUAAAAGUAUACACAGCUUAAAAGCUAACCCAAUAGACAUUACUACCCUAACGAUAACAAAUGCAUAUUUUAUUGAAGUGUCACGAAAAAUUACAAAAAAGCGAACAUUUAUCCAGGACACCACUUUAGGACUGGAGGGGUUGAAGGAACUCUUGAAAAGGGCACACUCAGAAAUCACCUACAGCUCCCUCUGUCUGCCAGAGAACAUUGUUGCACGAGGACUGGAGUCCAUCCCUAACUUCUACUACAGGGAGGAUGGCCUGAAGCUGUGGAACAUCAUCAACAGCUUUGUCCAGGGGAUGGUGGAGCACUUCUACUCCUCUGACAGUGAAGUGUCCAGGGACUCUGAGCUUCAGGACUGGAUCCACGAGAUCUUCAUCCAUGGGUUCCUUGGAAACGGAAAGUCAGGAAUCCCUCAACGUUUCGACACAGUGAAGGAAGUCAUCAAAUUCAUCACCAUGGUGAUCUUCACUGUGUCAGCACAACAUUCUGCUGUCAGCAUGGGACAAUUUGACUACUGCAGCUGGGUACCCAACAGCCCCAUAUUUCUAUGCAAAGCUCCUCCCACCACUAAGGGGUGCUCUAGCAUGAGCACCAUUUUUGAGACACUGCCAGAUGUCGGCUCAACAGUGAGGGGAAUGGCAUCCACAUGGCUGCUCAGCAAAAAAUACUCAGACUUUAUCCCCCUUGGCUCAUACCCAAAUCAAUACUUUGACGAGACUGAUGGAUACUUUGAUGUGACCAAGCAGAUGAUGAAGCACUUUCAGGCUGAGUUAUCCUACCUCAGUGAGUCAAUCACUGAGAGGAAUUCCACAUUUACACCACCUUAUAACUACCUGAACCCUGCCGAGAUGGAGAAUAGUGUAUCUAUGUGAGCCGGUUCAUGUUACCAUAAUGACUGAGCAUGCAAAGUUGCUCGCAAGCCCUGUAGUACAGGGCAUAGUAGUGUGUCCAAAGAAUACAGUAUACCCUUCUGCCAAUAACCAGAGUUAUGCAAAUCUGUUACUAAUUAUGAGCAUCAAAGUGAACAUUUUAUGUAACCUUUGGAAAGAUGGAGAAUGUAAAUAUACUCCAUCUUGUCUUCUUUGAUCUCAAUAACCAUGUUUUAUUGCACUUCCUCUCAAGUUAACAGGUGGUAGUGAGCAGCUUUAUGUACUUUUAAUGAUCAAAUAAAUUAAAGUUUGUCUGAUUCACUGAAGCUCUAUGGUGCUGAUAAAAAUAUAUCAAAGAGCUAGACAAACACAAGGAAGAUCAUGAAAGGUGUUAUUGAAGAUUCAUUUUAUUAAACAGCAACA
This is a messenger RNA of Oncorhynchus nerka (sockeye salmon), 2656 nucleotides long. RefSeq names its product hydroperoxide isomerase ALOXE3-like. Gene Ontology annotation, biological process: lipid oxidation; arachidonate metabolic process; linoleic acid metabolic process. Lineage: Eukaryota; Metazoa; Chordata; Actinopteri; Salmoniformes; Salmonidae. Gene Ontology annotation, molecular function: oxidoreductase activity, acting on single donors with incorporation of molecular oxygen, incorporation of two atoms of oxygen; iron ion binding; protein binding. The record is from RefSeq and is a predicted model, not a curated record. The transcript is spliced from 13 exons. The coding region runs from base 65 to 2236 and encodes 723 amino acids.